CGCUAUUUACCACCUCGUUCUACGCGCGGCGAGACAGACAGCCAGACAAGAGCCAAGCUAGCCGAGGCCGAGAGCGAGAACGAGAGAGGGAUGAAGUGGGGAGAGGCGCCGGCGGCGACGGUGGUGGUGGGGGAGGAGCACUGCGAGAUGGAGGACAGGGAGCUGACGGUGCGGAAGACCACGCUCUUCUCCCCGGGGGACGGGCUGGAGGCCUACGACCACCGCACGGGCGCGCUGGCCUUCCGCCUCGAGACGUACGGCCGGGGAGGCGCCUGCGGCGGGGGCGCGGCGGCCGGGGACCUGGCGCUGCUGGGCGCCGCGGGGGACCCCGUGCUCACCGUUCGCCGCCGCCGCCCCAGCCUGCACCACCGCUGGGACGGCUUCCUGGGCGACGGCGGCGCCGCGGGCGCCAAGCCGCUCUUCUCCGCGCGCCGCUCCUCCAUCCUCGGCGCCGGGGCCGGGGUCCUCGUCGACCUCCUCGCCCCCGCCCAUGCCGCCCCCGCCUCCCCCAAGGAGUUCCGCGUCGACGGGUCGUUCCCGAGGCGGUGCUGCCGCCUCGUGGCGGUGGCCUCCUCCGGCGGCGCGGGCGAGGUGGAGGAGGGGGAGGAUCAGGAGACGGUGGUGGCAGAGGUGCGCAGGAAGGUGGACGAGGGCGCGCACGUGGUGUUGGGCCGGGACGUGUUCGUGCUGUGGGUGCGCGCGGGCUUCGACGCCGCCUUCGCCAUGGGGAUCGUGCUCGUGCUCGGCCGCAUCACCGGGGACGAGCUCGACGGCGUCCUCGGCGAGGAGCUGCUCCUCGAGGCCACCUCGCCGGUGUAGCAGGCCUCGAGCUCUGUCCCUCUUUUGGCUCACGCAACGCAGGCAGGAUCGUCGCUUGCUUCGCUUGCUCUGUGAUGCGCAUCUCGCGGACUCCUGGCUGGCAUUGUUGCCUAGCAAGCAAAGCUUGGAUCGAGAUUGUAGCUUUGAGUGAACAUGGACAAGAUCUGCACUGCACUGCACUGUUUGAUUAUUACAUUAGUUUUGAUAAAUUAUAUAGUAGUACUAUCUGGAAUUAUUGAACACAGUGUUAUGGAAGUCUUCUGUACCUGCUGAAGAUUCGGAUCCACGCGAUUGGAUCCAAUAGCUCGCUCAUGACUUCUGCAAA
Triticum dicoccoides is the source of this 1144-nucleotide messenger RNA. Its product is annotated as protein LURP-one-related 5-like. NCBI's taxonomy places the organism in Eukaryota, Viridiplantae, Streptophyta, Magnoliopsida, Poales, Poaceae. The transcript has a single exon. The coding region runs from base 91 to 819 and encodes 242 amino acids. The record is from RefSeq and is a predicted model, not a curated record.